GCCUCGCGGAGGCGGUCAUAAUUGCAUAUACGCCCGCGCAUAUAAGGCCCUGCCCGUCCCCGUCGUCGCAUGUUCCCCCUCGCCGCCCACAACAGCGACCUCGAGCGUUUCGCCGUCGAGGGCGCCCUCGCCACCGCCUCUUUCGUCCUCUCAAACAUGGGUUUGCUGAACUUCAAGCCGUUCGCGGCCCACAACAGGGCCAUCGCCCACGACAUCCAGCUCGACCUCAAGGCGCCCGCCCCCGCACGACGACCGCGCCACCCGCGUCCACAGCGCCGCGCCGUGCCCCUCCCCGCCGAGAUCAUCCUGCACAUCCUCGAGGCCGCCUACUUCAGCGACGCGCUCGAGCCCGACGACGCCCUCCUGCGCUCCUGCGCGCUCGUCUGCCGCGCCUGGGCGGGCCCCGCGCAGAAGCUCCUCUUCCGCAGCGUCACCCUCCGCAGCGAGGCCGCCUUCGCGUCCUUCCGGAGCGCGCUCGAUAUGUCCUGCGAGCGCGGACGCGCCCUCGCCGAGAGCGUCACGCGCCUGCGCGCCGUGCUCGACUACAACCAGCCGGGCCACCUCUCCGAGACGUCCUUCGCACGCGCGGUCGCCGCCUGUCCGAAGCUGUACGAACUCGGCCUGCAUAUCUACGGCCGCGGCCCGCCGGGCGACGGCGAUCCUUCGAAUGGUGCCCCCUCGUUCAAUCGGACCACGCUCGCGCUCCUCCGCCGCGCCGGCCCGCGCAUCGCCGCGCUGCACUUCAGCAACGCGAGCGCGGACAGCGCGCACCUCUUCCAGCUGCUCGCCCUCUGCCCGUCCCUGCACUCCCUCUCCGUGCGCGGCGUGCCGCCGCACCUCCCGCCCGACGCCCCGCUCGCCUUCGCCAGCGCGCUGCACGCGCUGCACAUGGACUUCCAGAGCAAGCCGUCGACGGACUUCCUCAACUGGCUGCUCCAAAACUCGGCGAGGAGUCUGAGAGUAUUGGAGUUCGCGCGCGAGCCGAGCACGGAUAUGCUCGCGCACCUCGUGGGCCGGCACGCGCAGGCGCUGCAGAGCCUCGCGCUCCCGAGCUGCGGGAGCCGCGAGGCCGCCGCGGUCGUGCGGGCCUGCACGCACCUGAAGGAGUUCCGCGUCGAGCACGCGCGGGGCGCGCCGGCAGUGUGGAAAGCCCUGCCGGAGGGGAUUCAGCAUAUCGCGCUCGGCGUGGACGCCGAGGCGCAGUUGGAGGCGGUGCUGGGCGUGGUGAAGGAAAGGGAGGAGCUCGAGGUGGUGACGCUCCAGAUGUGGGAGGGCGGCGCGGCGCACCCUGCGCUGCCGAGUCUGCGGAUGGAGUGCGCGACGCGCGGGAUUGAGCUGAGGAUCACGAGGGACGUGCGGGUGUUCCGGACGAUGGUGCGCGGUGAUCCCGUUCCUACAGACUCCUUCCCGAGGACCAAGUCCCUCUCCCGACCUCCGCUCAUCCAACCGAGCUUGUAAAACCACCUCCGCCGAUCUCCUGUCUUACUCUAUUCCCAGCUAACGACCGUCCUUCACAUCAUCACGCUAUCGCAUCGAUCCAUCCAUUCAUAUCAAGCCCGCAGCAUACAUAUACAAUAACACUCCAUUCCACAUCGACAUCGCUGUCGCUAUAUCAGUAUCAUCAUCGCAUUCAGUAUUCAAUCUUCAGCUUCAUUUACGACUCUUCAUGACGCCCGUUCCUUCCCAACCAAUGAUCUACCUAUUUAUGGUCGGCGAUUAUCUGUUUGGCCUUAACGAGCGGGUUAUUCGAGUAUAAUCGCUGGUUGCUAGCGUGUGCUUUGUCUUUUCACGAGCGAGGGUUAUUCGAGUAUAAUGGACAUGUGUUUUCGACUGCGUCGGACGCUGCGGUAGAUUAUCGCGUUGCUUAUUUGUCGUGGCACAGUGCUCCCUGGUCUCUAAUGCAAUCCGUGGGCCUGCAUGACAUGAAUGUGAGGUUACACUGCGAAGGUUCCGUAUUUUGACCGCCCUUGUAAGAAUAGUCAAUGUGUCGCCGGUCUUAAACAACGAUCCCCCCAUCCUCCACCGUCUCCACCAAAUACGCCUCGUCCUCCUCGUCCCCCAACACGCCCGCCGGCGCCGUCACCACGCGUAUCUUCGUCGUCGGGUCGAGCCACAUCGACGCCUUCCUCUUCAGCUCCCCGCCCGCGCACGCGGCG
Messenger RNA from Gloeophyllum trabeum ATCC 11539, 2156 nucleotides. RefSeq lists its product as uncharacterized. The transcript is spliced from 3 exons. The record is from RefSeq and is a predicted model, not a curated record. NCBI's taxonomy places the organism in Eukaryota, Fungi, Basidiomycota, Agaricomycetes, Gloeophyllales, Gloeophyllaceae. Gene Ontology annotation, molecular function: protein binding. The coding region runs from base 70 to 1458 and encodes 462 amino acids.